CUUUCUCCUUCACUCUCUUCCUCUAUUGAGUGUGCUAGGGGGCCGGCCGGCCUGCCCUCCACGUCGUCUCGUUCGAUCCGAGCCGAUGUCCUAUAGUAACCUCGGCCGUGACCUUUCCCCCGCUUCUCUCGGCGCAGGCCCCGUACUAGCUUGCCUGUCAGACUGUUCAGAAAACAUGGCCGCUUUCAGCAAGUCCAUUCCGCACAACUGCUACGAGAUCGGACACACCUGGAGUCCGUCGUGCACGCUGUCCUCGCUGCAGAUCACCGCGGGGGCCCUGGAGGCCUCUUUAAAGAUAUAUGCACCCCUGUACCUUAUAGCAGCAAUUCUUAGAAGACGCAACAAAGAGUACUAUUUGUAUAAACUAUUACCGGAGAUACUACAAUCCAGCUCCUUUCUCACCACAAAUGGAGGUUUAUAUAUUGCUUUCUUCUGUAUCUUAAGACGAUUACUAGGCAAGUUCUACGUCUGGUCUAGUGGCUUUGGAGCAGCUUUGCCAGCAUCGUAUUUAGCCAUUCUUAUUGAAAGAAAGAGCAGAAGGGGACUGCUAACUAUAUAUAUGGCAAACCUGGCCACUGAGACCAUAUUUAGAAUGGGAGUUGCAAGAGGAUCCAUUAAACCUAUCAAGCACGGGGAAGUGCUGUUGUUUUGCCUUACAGCCUCUCUUUAUAUGUUCUUCUUUAGACUUAAGCUUUCCCUGAGAGGGAACACAUGGUGCCCAUAUGCUAACGGCCUUCUUAGCAACCCACCUGCCACUGACAUCACAGCUGAGAAAUUCUUCAUCAAGUGCAAGGAUGGCCUCAAGGGAUUUGCAUUCUCAGCACUGAAAUUCAUAGUAGGGAAAGAGGAAAUUCCAACUCACUCAUUUCUAGCAGAAGCCCUAUACAGCAAAUCAUCUGAAAGGACCAGACUACCUUUAGCAAAAGCAGAGAGCGGGGAGCAGAAGAGCAGAGUUUCACUUGCUGCACUCACCAAGAAGCUUAUAGAUUCCAUAUGCAAGUGUGGACCACGACAUAGGUGCUGCAAACACUAUGAGGACAAUUGCAUCUCUUACUGUGUUAAAGGCUUCAUUCGCAUGUUCAGCAUUGGUUAUUUAAUCCAGUGUUGCUUAAGGAUCCCAUCCACAUUUCGACAUCUGUUUACCAAACCAUCACGACUCUUGUCUCUACUCUACAACAAGGAGAAUAUCCAGCUUGGAGCAUUCCUUGGAUCUUUUGUCAGCAUAUACAAGGGAACCAGCUGCUUGUUACGGUGGUUAAGAAAUUUGGAUGAUGAGCUUCACGCUUUGAUUGCGGGUUUCUUGGCUGGGGUCUCGAUGAUGUUUUACAAAAGCACCACUAUCUCCAUGUACCUGGCAUCUAAACUUGUUGAGACAAUGUAUUUUAAAGGGAUUGAAGCUGGAAAGUUUCCCUAUUUUCCAAAUGCUGACACCCUGAUCUACGCAGUUUCGACAGCCAUUUGUUUCCAAGCAGCCGUGAUGGAGGUUCAGAAUCUCCGACCUUCCUAUUGGAAAUUUCUACAGAGAUUAACAAAAGGCCGGUUUGCUCUGAUGAACAGAAAAGCCUUGGAUGCUUUUGGAACAAAAGCCUCACAGCAGUUUAAAGGCUUUAUACCAAGACUGGACCCUAGGUUCACCGUAGAAAAGCCGGAGCUUGAGAUCCACCUAGACCGCUGAAGACGCGUACGUUAAAACUGAGUAGUGCAGCCUCCAGCCUGAUGGGCUUCUGGGGGAUGGACUUGGCAGCCAGUGUUAUUUCAUGAAUAGGAAUCUCUGAAUGUUCAGAAAUGAGAGGGAGUGAUUGGGAUUUUAAUUAAGUUAACCUUCAGAGGGUUAGAAGAAAAAAACAAAACAAAAACUGUGAAUAAUGAAAAUGACAUAAUUAGCCAAGUGUAUUUUAAUUCAUUAGAACAGUUCCUAAAUAGAACAGUAAUUAAUCUGAGCACUUAUCUGUAGAAGAGAAUGAAGAAUAAUGUUGUCAUUUUUCAAGAGGUAGGAAUAUGUUUCAGAUCUAAAAAGCAAAUUUUUAGACAAACCACCAUAUCAUCUUCAGAAAAUGAAACACACGUUUACAACUUUGUCUUGGAUGUAUCAUUUUGUCAGGAAUGUACCUAAAGUUUUGAAAUGUCAGCCUCUUCACCUUGGAGUAUUUCCAGUGUAGCCUUGAGGAGAUGCGAGACUGAAUUGUACUGCAAUGUCAAAUGUGAAACAGUCAUUACCUGUGACUGCAGCUGCUCAAGCAUGACAGGGUUUUGGGAUUUUAUUUUACUGUACCCCAGAAACAAGAAAACUGACAAAAAGAAGGACAUUCAAUAUAUUCAAGUGUAUCAUUUUCAUUUUUAAACACAGCUGGGCUUGGUUUCCUUGGUACAAUGUGGGCAAGAAGACUGCCACAUAGGGAAAAUGUAAUUGUUAAAAAAAAUCUGAUAAUUUUAUAAUAAAACUGUAAAUCAGGA
Polypterus senegalus (gray bichir) is the source of this 2454-nucleotide messenger RNA. RefSeq names its product transmembrane protein 135 (gene tmem135). The transcript has 16 exons. The coding region runs from base 86 to 1675 and encodes 529 amino acids. The record is from RefSeq and is a predicted model, not a curated record. NCBI's taxonomy places the organism in Eukaryota, Metazoa, Chordata, Cladistia, Polypteriformes, Polypteridae.